Molecule: messenger RNA, 658 nt
Organism: Pipistrellus kuhlii (Kuhl's pipistrelle)
Lineage: Eukaryota; Metazoa; Chordata; Mammalia; Chiroptera; Vespertilionidae
Gene: GNG3
Product: G protein subunit gamma 3
Exons: 4
Coding region: 305-532 (75 amino acids)
Biological process (GO): G protein-coupled receptor signaling pathway
Cellular component (GO): heterotrimeric G-protein complex
Molecular function (GO): G-protein beta-subunit binding
Source: RefSeq, a predicted model, not a curated record
GGGGCUGCGGGCAGAGCCGGCUCCCCCGCGGCCCGGCACUUGGUACACUCCAGGACCGAACCGCUCCUUCCAGCAUCCUUCCUCCCGCAGGUACCAGCUGUCGGGGCAGCGCCUGAGCUCAGGAACUGGGACCAGCCCUCCGAGGAGCCCUGACCUGCCCGCCCCGGGGCCUCUGCACCAGCAGCUUCUGUGCCAGACGCUUUCUGCUGCAACUCCCCGCCAGGUGGGGCACCCACCCCGGCACCAGGCUCCGGUGCCCCCCACGGACCCCGCGCCCCAGGCCGCCGCUGCCUGUGGCCUCAGGAUGAAAGGGGAGACGCCUGUGAACAGCACCAUGAGCAUCGGGCAGGCCCGCAAGAUGGUAGAGCAGCUCAAGAUCGAGGCCAGCCUCUGCCGGAUAAAGGUGUCCAAGGCGGCGGCGGACCUCAUGUCCUACUGCGAUGCCCACGCCUGCGAGGACCCGCUCAUCACCCCCGUGCCCACCUCCGAGAACCCCUUCCGGGAGAAGAAGUUCUUCUGUGCCCUCCUCUGAGCCGCCGCCCGCCCGGCCCUGGUCCCGCAGCCCCGCGUCCCCGCCUCCUCCGCCUCCUCCAGCCCCUCCCUCUCCGCCUCCUCCGCCUCCCCCCGCUCCGGCCCUCACCGGGGCGGUCCCCGAAGC